This is a messenger RNA of Scophthalmus maximus (turbot), 2448 nucleotides long. It is a transcript of the gene fbxl5, whose product is annotated as F-box and leucine-rich repeat protein 5. Gene Ontology annotation, biological process: intracellular iron ion homeostasis; SCF-dependent proteasomal ubiquitin-dependent protein catabolic process. Gene Ontology annotation, molecular function: protein binding. The coding region runs from base 73 to 2169 and encodes 698 amino acids. NCBI's taxonomy places the organism in Eukaryota, Metazoa, Chordata, Actinopteri, Pleuronectiformes, Scophthalmidae. The transcript is spliced from 11 exons. The record is from RefSeq and is a predicted model, not a curated record. Gene Ontology annotation, cellular component: SCF ubiquitin ligase complex.
GGCUCGCACACGCCCCCUUGUUGACUGUAUCGCGCACUGGGCGCAGACGACGCACUGAGGCUCAGUGUGAAGAUGGCUCCCUUUCCGGACGAGGUGGAUGUGUUUACCGGCCCGCACUGGCGAAUGAAGCAGCUGGUGGGCUCGUACUGCGAAAAGCUUGUAAAAACCAACUUCUCCAACAACAGUGAUUUCCGCUCCUUUCUCCAGUCACUCUGCGCCACCUUCAAGGAAUUCAAGAUGCACGAGCAAAUUGAGAACGAGUACAUCAUCAGCCUGUUGCAGCAGCGCUGCUGCACCGUGUACAAUGUGCACUCUGACAACAAGCUCUCAGAGAUGUUGUCCCUCUUUGAAAGGGGGCUACACAGCGUUAAGAGUGAAUAUGAGCAGCUUAACUAUGUGCAGCAGUUGAAGGAGAGACUGGAAGCGUUCACACAGGACUUUCUGCCGCACAUGAAGGAAGAAGAAGAGGUGUUUCAGCCUAUGCUAAUGGAGUACUUCACCUAUGAGGAGCUCAAGGACAUCAAGAAGCAGGUGAUAGCGCAGCACUGCAGCCAACAGCAAUGGGACUGUGCCGCUGAGGUACUGAAGGGCUUCAGUUUGUGGAGCCAGGCAGAGGAGCUGCAGAAGGCCUUUAAAUAUGCGGAUCACGAGAAGACAGACUAUGAACUGGAGAAGAAAAAGGAUUCUUUUACCCACAUCACCCAGCUCCCGACAGAAAUUAUGCUGAGGCUGUUCCAUUAUUUGGGCCCUCGCGAUCUGUGUCGCUGUAGUCAAGUGUGCAGCUCCUGGUCAGAGCUGGCUAGGACGGGCUCUCUGUGGAGGCACCUCUACCCUGUGCGCUGGGCCAGAGGUGAUUAUUACAGUGGUCCACCUGCAGAUCUCGACCAGGAUCCCGACGACGAGUGGGUAAAGAGUCGGCAGAACGAGGGUCGCGCCUAUCAGGAAUGGGAUGAGGAUGCUGAUGUUGAUGAGUCAGAUGUGUCGGGCCAUACAGUGGGCUCCCUGGCAAUAAGCACUGCUCGACGAGAGAAGCAGCUUCUGAAUGGGAUUAUUCAGAAUCUUCUGCCAGCUGUGGGUCCAUCUGUCAAGUCCAUCGUUCUGGCAUACAGUUCUACAGUCUCAAGUAAAAUGUUUCGUCAAAUCCUCAGUCUCUGCCCCAAUAUUACUCAUCUCGACCUGACCCAGACUGAUGUUACAGAUUUUGCAUUUGACAGCUGGUUAUCAGUUGGAGCUUGCCUCUCUCUGCAGCACCUGGAUCUGUCAGGCUGUGAGAAGAUCACUGAUCACACCCUGAAGAAACUGUCUGUUGGGCUGGGCGACCUCACGCCUUCCACGUGCUUUGACAAGCGCGUAGACCGACGAGCCAAGCUCCUCAAAAGCUCCACACUACCCAUCACACUCAUGGAUGAGAGAAACCUACAUCCGGUGGGACGGAAGCGGCAGGCCAUCGUUUUCAAGCAUGCGACUGGCCGUUGGGGCACUGCCCACACGCCCACACGGGUCUGGGUACUGGACUCCUCAAACCCUGCCGAUAUUGAAGAUACUGCGGAGUGGAGCCGUCGUGGUGGGGUGUCUCUUCCUGAUGCAGAAGGCUUUGUUGAGACACAGCUUGUGGGAGCAUCGUGCCCCUGUAGGAGGAGCAGGGGGCGCGGGCACAGGACAAAUGCCUCCUAUUUACACCAGCAGUAUGCCAUGUCUGGCGAAAUGUUCUGCGGUCACUCCACCUGCUGCACUAGUGACAUGGCCCUCAGGACUUUUAUUGGGCCCCAGCGUGAGUUCAGCUCCAUAAGAAACAUCACUGCAGAAUUUCGGACUAAAUGCUCCUCGUUUGAGGGCCUGCAGUGUCUGAAGCCUGACAACAGGACUGACUGGUCAGAGGCAAAACGCUCACUGAGAUUUCUCAGUCUCUCUGGAUGUUACCAAGUCACUGAUUUGGGCUUGAGGGCUCUGUCUCAGCGUGGAGGACUUCCUGUCCUGGAGCAUCUUAACUUGUCCGGAUGCCUCUUCAUCACUGAGGUGGGGCUUCAGGAGCUGGUGUCUGCCUGUCCUUCCCUCAAUGAUGAACACUUCUAUUACUGCGACAACAUUGACGGUCCCCACGCAGACACGGCCAGCGGCUGCCAGAACCUGCAGUGUGGCUUCAGAGCCUGCUGUCGCUCUGGAGAAUAAGCCUACCUAGCAACGCUCUCCUAAAAGUGUCACGCCCCCUUUGUAUUGCACUUUAUCCUGGGAAAACCAUUUGCUGUAUUUUGUUUCACUUGUCACAAUAUGUUUCUGAACGGAACUGUAAUUUUGCUCCUGUUGUUUCAAUUUCCACCUAUAUAAAAUGGAAACAAUCCUUUAGAAAAGGAAAAACAUUAAGAGGUGAUAAAAGCUUGGAAACGUCUGCAAAUGUAAAUCCUGGUUCCUUUUUGGUUUGUUUUGAAAAAGUAAAAACUAGAGAAACAA